AGUGUCUCACGGGAAGUGAGGAGGAAUGUCAAGAGCAACACUUUGUCCCAGCAAAAGACAGUGACCUGAACCUUGUGGAAGGAUGUUCUCCAUUCUAAAGACACGUUCAUUGAGAAGCUCUGCACUGAUGAAAGUCUUCCAGCAAGAUCGCAGGCCUAUCAUCCAGAGCAAGCCGCCUAAAGACAAGAUUGGGACAGUGCAAUCUGUCUUCGCCAUGUGCGUGUUUGCUGUGACGCUGCUGGCCCCAGCUGGAUGGAUCUUGCACCACAUUCCCCACUACCAGCAAAGAUCAUCUGCACAACGCUGACUGCUCACUCCUUUCAGUCAAGUCCACAAGUAUUUGGACAAAGACUGUGUUUUUAUUUGUUGUCGUCAUUUUUGCCUUCAUAAACCACCACAACGGAAUUAAAAUAAAACACUCAAGAUGUGAUUAAACUGUAGCCCGAAAGCUUUCAUUUAAACAGUUUUGAAAAAAUAUGUCAUUUGUACAAUGUAGGAUUUUAAUAGUCGCAUCCGAACCAUCCAUCCAU
This is a messenger RNA of Entelurus aequoreus (snake pipefish), 530 nucleotides long. Its product is annotated as cytochrome c oxidase subunit 8A, mitochondrial-like. The transcript is spliced from 2 exons. The record is from RefSeq and is a predicted model, not a curated record. Gene Ontology annotation, cellular component: mitochondrion. Gene Ontology annotation, biological process: mitochondrial electron transport, cytochrome c to oxygen. Lineage: Eukaryota; Metazoa; Chordata; Actinopteri; Syngnathiformes; Syngnathidae. The coding region runs from base 83 to 307 and encodes 74 amino acids.